Molecule: messenger RNA, 2905 nt
Organism: Cryptomeria japonica (Japanese cedar)
Lineage: Eukaryota; Viridiplantae; Streptophyta; Pinopsida; Cupressales; Cupressaceae
Product: wall-associated receptor kinase 2
Exons: 3
Coding region: 254-2503 (749 amino acids)
Biological process (GO): cell surface receptor signaling pathway; protein phosphorylation
Cellular component (GO): plasma membrane
Molecular function (GO): protein serine/threonine kinase activity; ATP binding; polysaccharide binding
Source: RefSeq, a predicted model, not a curated record
CUCUCAUCUGUCAAAAGACCCCAUCGCCAUAAUUAAGACUUAACUUACAUGCAGCCCUCCACCGACACAGAAGACUAGACUUUCUUUACGGGGUUUUCACAUGGAAUCAGAAUCAUAUGACUUUUCCUCUGCGAUUUCGGUCGAUGGAAGGCAUACGAGUUUUCAACAACAGAAUAAAAGAGAGACAUUGCUAAUAAUGUUUGCUGUGGAAGAAUAAGUGAUUGCUUUGUCUGAUAACUGCGGCCAGAUCUUCAUGUCGAAUUUAUCAAAGGUAAUUCUAAUUGAGUGGAUCAUAUUUAUAUCAUGUUUUAUCUAUAUUAUCGAGCUCCAAGCAAAUGAAUGUCUGGACGAGUGUGGAGAGAUGGGCAUUCCAUACCCCUUUUCAAUUGCAGGAAAAGGAAAGAGUUGUGGCCUGCCAGGCUUUGAAAUCAACUGCAAACACAAUCAAAGCUUUGGAAGUAUACAUCCUAUUCCUUUUCUGUCCAUUCCUUCUGGUGAAGUACAAAUCUUGAAUAUCUCUCACCAUCAUCUCCUCAUUAACGCAACCCAAUUCGUCGCUUCCACUUCCAAUUGUCUAGGCCAUCGUGAUGAGACAGGGUUUAACAUUUCGAGCGAAGGACCUUUCAGGCUUUCUACACAGAACAGGUUUGUUGUAAUUGGAUGCGAAGCGAUGGGCAUGUUUGCCAUCGGUGAGAACAACAAUCUUUCAAGUGGAUGCAUAUCUCUCUGUGCUGUUGCCACUUAUUCUAACUGCAACGGGGAUGGCUGUUGCCAAACUUCCGUGCCUGCAAAUUAUACAGAUUAUCAAAUCGCUGUAACAAGUGUCUCAUUAUUGGAAAAUGACACUGACAGCAACAAAUCAUGUAAUUAUGCCGGUAUACUUGAUGAAAAUAGCUGGGAUUUGAUUUCACAUACCCUUAGCUUCACAUAUGCUUCCAUAAGUUUGAAUUGGAGUAUUCCAAAUGAUACAUGUGUCUCAGCUAAAACAAAGGGUUCAUACCAUUGUGUUCCGGAUGCAGAGUGCAUUGAUGUAGGAUGGGGUUAUCAAUGCAAUUGUAAGCAUGGUUUCCGCGGAGAUGGGUACUCCAAUGGCACUGGCUGCAAAGAUAUCAAUGAAUGUUUAGAUCCUAGUUUGAAUGACUGUUACUCUCCGUCAGAGGGAGGGAGAUGUAAAAACACGAAGGGCUCAUACAAGUGCUUCUGCGCGAAAGGCCACGUAGAUGGCACGAAGAACGGCACCCGUUGUUCUACGAGAAAAUUUGAGAUUAUACCCGUUGCCAUAGGAGUUUGUGUGACACUAGUGACAGUGCUUAUCGGUGGCUGUUUUGCACUGUUGAUUUUGAAGCACAGACAGGCGAGGUUUGUCAAGCAGAGCAAUUUUCGGCGAAACGGGGGAACUCAUCUGCAGAAAUUGACUUCAUCGGAGGCAGAUGGGGUCAGAAUAUUUUCCUUGGAUGAGGUUGAGAAAGCAACGCAAAGUUUUUCUCCCAAUUUAAUCUUGGGAUCCGGUGGCUAUGGCACGGUUUACAAAGGCAUUCUUUCCGAUGGGAUUCUUGUGGCUAUCAAGAAGGCUAAUUCUAAACAAGUUGAUUCCAAAGAAAUUGAUGAUUUCAUCAAUGAAAUUGUUAUCCUGAAUCAGAUAAGACACAGAAACGUGGUGAAGUUGUUGGGCUGCUGUCUAGAGUCUCCGGUGCCCUUGUUAGUUUAUGAAUAUAUUUCCAAUGGCACUCUGUCUGAUCAUUUAUAUGGUGACAAAUAUGAGCAGCAUCUUCAUUGGGAAAAACGUCUGCGCAUCGCUACAGAAACUGCCGAAGCACUGUCAUACUUGCACAGUUCUGCUUCAAUACCCAUAGUGCAUAGAGAUGUGAAAUCUUCCAACAUUCUUCUAGACAAUAUGUAUACUCCCAAAGUUGCAGACUUUGGAUUGUCUCGCCUGCUUCCAAUGAACCAAACACAUAUCAGCACAGUUGUGCAGGGCACGAUGGGUUAUUUGGACCCUGAAUACUUUCAGACAAUUCAGCUUACAGAAAAGAGUGAUGUCUACAGUUUUGGGGUUGUGCUGGUCGAGCUUUUGACUGGGUUAAAGCCUCUUUCCUUUGAAAGAGCAAAGAACCAAAGCAACUUGGCCAUUUAUUUCCUCAAUACAAUGAAGACAACAGAUCUCACUGAAAUUUUAGAUUCUCGGCUCACUGUAGAAGAGGCAGAGAAUAGAGCAUCUAUGGAAAAAGUGGCGAAUUUAGCAAAAGAUUGUCUGAGCGUGGAGGGGGAAAAGAGGCCGACAAUGAAGGAGGUGGUUCAGGAACUCCUGUGGAUGAGAGGUGGGCCAAGGCCGCACGCGUGGUUGAAUUCUGAUGCAGCGCAAAAGGAAGAAUUUGUUUCUCUUUUAAUGGAUGCGGAAGCGAAUCAGGAGCAGACAGUUGAAAUGACGGACCUACACCCACAUAGUGAACCUUUAUCAUUUGAUCUUCAAAGCUUCCGAGAAAACCUUAAUGGUGGCAGAUAGAGGACGGACGCUAUCAUGUUAAAAGUAUUUAUCUUUUCUUUGUUAGUUUGAACAUCUUUGGUGUUCCGUGUAUUGUUGUUUAAGAUUGUUUUUUUCUGAUCCCCUUUUUCUUCGAGGGUGUAGAUGAGGUCGCAGUCAAUCUUCUACAGGCUCUUAGUCCUAUUUGAUUGUAGUCAAUCUUGUACAGGCUUUUAGUCUCAUUAUCGUGGUCUGUAUUUUAGACAUGACAGAGCUGUCUGUUCUGUGAUUAUUAGCUUCCAAGUACCAGAGAUAAUGUUGUCCCCAGAUAAUGGUCUGUCCUUUUGACUAUCCUCUACUUCCUCUUGUAUGCUUGGUGCUUGGUGCUAUUAGAUGGUUUAAUUCCAUGCUUGAAUCUACCCAUGGGUAUAAUAAAUUGCAUUC